AUGUCGGCUACAUUGAUUGGACGUGUUUUGCAAAAGGGCUCACGGGAAGCCUUAAAAGGCGCGAGAGCUUACAGCAAACCAACAGAAGCGAUUCUGCGCAAGAAUACUGCGUACCAAGAAGAUAAUGGCGUCCCGGUUUACCUGAAAUCGGGGUUUGGAGAUAAAGCACUCUUCAUUGUAACUGCUACUUUGAUAGGCAUGGGAGUGAUUCAAAGUUACUACACAUUGAUAUCCAUGGCAAUGGGAAAGAAAAAAUGA
Messenger RNA from Brassicogethes aeneus, 258 nucleotides. NCBI's taxonomy places the organism in Eukaryota, Metazoa, Arthropoda, Insecta, Coleoptera, Nitidulidae. The record is from the annotation of a GenBank genome assembly.